AUGGCGUUUUGCUUUUUGCGCGAUCAACCAGCCCCCGAAGGGGAGGGAUCAUCGAUCACCGUUGCGAAUCGCCCAUCAUAUCACCCAGGCCCCCUGAGCGCACCGCGAGUUUUCUGGACGCCGGUGCGGGGGAGGAUCCUUGAGGCCCGCCUCUCAUCGGAAGUUGUUCCCUGCGCAACAGCAGUUCCUGCGCAGGAUGAUUUGACGGGCGGCAUGGGAGAGGGACAAGGCCGAACGCCAGUCGACGUCCGCCUGCGAUCCACUUAG
This is a messenger RNA of Uncinocarpus reesii 1704, 267 nucleotides long. RefSeq lists its product as uncharacterized. The transcript is spliced from 2 exons. The record is from RefSeq and is a predicted model, not a curated record. Lineage: Eukaryota; Fungi; Ascomycota; Eurotiomycetes; Onygenales; Onygenaceae. Bases 1 to 267 code for a protein of 88 amino acids.